AACCAGACAUCGCCUGUCGAUCGCCGUUCUGGAAAGAGGAAAAGUUUGAGAAGUUUAAGUUUUGGAGUGCCGGGGUUGUGCCGGAUCUGCGAAAAAUACUUAAUGAUUUGUUUUGGUUUUUGAGUUCAGGACUGCAACACUCGUUGAAGGAGGAGAAGCAGUCAGGAUCGAACGGUGCUAGGACCGGAUACGCAAGCGGGAAAGAAUGUCAGUUUCGGGCGGGCGACUAUAGUUGCCAUGGCGACUCAGUUCAAUAUUGACGACGCCUUCUCCCUGGACGGGGACGAGGAGGCCGAGGUCGGGAGAGAGGGGGCUGAAGGCGGUUCCAGGUUUGGGACGCUCAGCUUCACACGACAGUCUGCCAACACGGGACCAGCCAAAACUGCGAACACGACCAUCGGGGUGUCUUCCUCCGCACAGGCUGACCAGUCCAGCCUGAAAUACCAGCUCUCUCUCAGUGCAGUGUUAAUGUACUGGAGUGUCCAGUCAGUGUCUGUAUUAACCUCUCUGUCUCUCAGGGAUCCCAGCUCUCUGUCCACUCGAAGCUCUCAGUGGUCCUUCAGUACUCUGAGCUCCAGCACCCAGCGGUCCUAUAGGGAGUGUUUCAGCUGGACACGACACCCCCUGAUCCUGAAGAACAGGAGAGUCGUCUGCGCCUCCUUCCUGCUGCUGUUCACUGGACUGGGUCUGUCCGUCUCUCUGUCCGUCUGUGUCUCUCUGUCUUCUCCUCGGUCUGUCUGUCUGUGUCUGCGGCUGGGGUGGCUGUGGUUUAGGGGUGACGUCUGCGGUGGGGGGACAGUGUGGUUUAGGGGUGACGUGUCUGCAUCGGUCCUGGUAAGUAAUAACCUGUCUCUCUUUCUCUCAGUGUAUCAUGUCAUCUUUAUCUACUGCGCUGUCCAAGGGAAGAGAGGAUUCCGGUUCUUCUACCUGCCUUACUUCGAGAAGUGACAUUUGAAUUCUUAACCUUUGACCUCCAAGACAUGUUUGAACUCUCACCUCUCUGUGACAUCUUUGAUGUACAUAUUUGUUUAAAACACAUCUUCACUAUGGGUAUUUUCAGUUUUUAUGCAUUUACAUUUAUUCUGCAUUGUGUCUAUUUUGAACUGCAGAAUAAAAGUAAAUUCAAAUAAUAGUAAUUCAGGUUAUCUGUUCCUCCUUCUCUGACACAUCACUUUCACCGUAAAGUCUGGAGUGUCUCAGACUGCUCUGUUAGUGUCAAUUCAGUAUGAUUAUAAUCUCACUUAAUAACUAAUCCAGCUAACAGUAAAGUCAGUCCAAUACAGCCUGGAGUGUCUCAGACUGCAGUCAUUGUCACUGGGAGUCCAAUUAUAGUCCCAGUUAAUAACUAAUCAAGAUCACAGUAAUGUCAGUCCAGUACAGCUUGGAGUGUCUCAGACUGCUGUCAGUGUCACUGGGUGUCUAAUUAUAAUCCCAGUUAAUAACUAAUCAGUAUUUUACCUAAUUACUGUAUUUCUACUUUUUCUUUUUGUUUUUGAGUUUCCUGUUUUGAUUUUAAUAUUGCAAUGAUUCAUUCGGGAGUGUCGUAUAGCACAAUCAUGGGUUUUAUCACUACAGUGGAAAGGAAUGACUGGCUUCUUCCAGUGUCCCUGUUCAUGAACUUGUUGUGUGAUUCCUUAAUGGCUCUGAUGUACUGUGGAACAACCACUGAGUGUCUGUCUGUGGGAGUGACUGUCUGUCUGCCUGUUUGUGUCUCAGUGUGUCUGUCUGUCAUUUACAGAGUGAAAACUUCAUGUCUCUGUACCUGUGCCAAAAUAAACUGAGGAUGAAGCUGACAAUAAAAAACUGAGAAAAAUAAAAAAUGAUCUGUG
Molecule: messenger RNA, 1829 nt
Organism: Lepisosteus oculatus (spotted gar)
Lineage: Eukaryota; Metazoa; Chordata; Actinopteri; Semionotiformes; Lepisosteidae
Source: RefSeq, a predicted model, not a curated record